Raphanus sativus (radish) is the source of this 1760-nucleotide messenger RNA. RefSeq lists its product as uncharacterized. The coding region runs from base 577 to 1386 and encodes 269 amino acids. The transcript is spliced from 3 exons. Lineage: Eukaryota; Viridiplantae; Streptophyta; Magnoliopsida; Brassicales; Brassicaceae. The record is from RefSeq and is a predicted model, not a curated record.
UUGUAAACAUAAGAUAGUUGAGGUUAAUUGGUAAUUUCUUUAAGUAGAAGGUAUCACUAACAACUAUUAGUUAAAUAAAAAUGAAAUCAUUUUAAAAUAUCUUUUGGAUUAAAAAAUGGAAUAAUAUAUUAAAAUAAAACCCAAUUUUAUUUUGGUGUUGCUAAAUAAAUAAAAACGGAUUAAUAAAUUAGAGAUAAUGCUCUUAGAACAUGAUUCAUUGAUAUGUUUAACAACUCUAAUGGAAAACCUAGAAACCAACGUUUUCGUUUUGCAUGAUCUGGAAAAACUGAUACUGUAGGGUUUUCUUGCUGACAUUAGUGUUUGACUUGCUAAUGUCCACUGUUCUUUUUGGUAUUUAGGAAGUAAAAACACUGUUCAAUAUAUAGCUGUUUGGGAUGGUCAACAACAAAAUAAGAUCACUGACUCCCAAAUCUACACGAAACACUAGAAAUAGGGAGAAAACCCCUCAAGUGAAGACACAGCAUAAAACACUUGUAAAUAUAAAAGACACACACACACGUCAGAGAAGAAACGAGAACAAAGAGAGAGAGAGAGAUUCAACUUCCACAUAGAACCAUGGGAGCAGAAAACGAAGCCGAGCAACAAGAGAACUUGACAGCAAUGAAACUACCGGUACUACCGAUUAAACCUAACAGUCACAGCCACUCUAUGUCAUCACCCAUUCACAGUUCCAUAGCAGCGUCUGUCCCCUUUAGCUGGGAAGAAGAGCCCGGCAAGCCCAAGCAACACUCUUCUUCUUCUUCUUCAUCCUCUUCCUCACCAUUAACUUCUUAUUCGUCAUCUUCUCCUCAAACCCACAAGUCCUUGGAGCUACCACCAAGGCUACACUCACUUGAAAAGGAUGGAGGAUCACUUACCAAACUGAACUCACCCAUCACUGUCUUUGAUGGACCUUACAGCAUGACGAGAUCAAGAAGGUUGGAUUCACCUUCCUUUAGGUUGCUUAUGAAAGGUAGUGGUGACUGUUAUGGGUCUUUCAGGAGUGACAUGUAUGGUGAUUUAGAUGAUGUUGAUGAGGAGAUCAAGCAGCAGAACAUGAGUAGUGGUGGCUCUUUGGCUCUUGUGAAGAAGCGAAGAGGACUAGGGUUUUUUGGGUUUAGCAGGAGAAGAGCUUUGAAAAGAAAAACAGAGUUUGGUACAGGUAGUUAUGUGUUUCCAUCUUCAGUGGACAGAGAGAGUGUAUGUGGAAGAAAAGAGGAGGAAGAAGGAGAAGACAAAAGCUUUGACUAUGGAGAUGGUGAUGGUAUUACUUGCAGCCAAAGCAGCAGGUUUUGUGAAGUGAAUAUUGCAAACAUUAGCAGAACAGGGAGCUUCUCUACUCUGCCUACACCACCUUCCUCUUCAAAGUCUCACUUCUGGGACUAAAGCAAGUGGUUCCAUGGAAAAACAAGAAGUCUACAGGUUAAGAUUCUGUUCUAUCAAAGAUUUGAAAGAUCAAACGUCAAACCCUUCUGAGUUUCGCAAGUCUCCUCCAACCCUUUGGUUUAUGAUACUAGUUUUUUCAAAAUUUUCAAAUGACAUUAUCAUUAAAAGAGUGUGAAGCCCAGCUUUUUCACGCUUGUCGUUGUUGUUGUGUUUGUGAUGGUUUAAAUGUUUUUGGAAUUUUUGUAAAGAGAAAGAGAGAAGUCUACGAUGUAUCAUGAUUAUGGGUCCAAGGGAUAUAUAUAUUCACAUCAUGUUUGUGCUUAUUUGGACCAGAAAACAAAGGAGAUUUUCUUUUAUAUGUAACCCAAGUGAUU